GGAUAUUUUCUCUACUGCAGAUGCAGCUCAGGAAAACGCAGGGAGCAUGCUAAAGACCUGCAGCUAUUUGCCUUGUACAAUUUGCUCAUUUCUCUUUAUUUCUCUGUUUUCCUGCACUGAUCACUUAAAGGACAAUCUCUCUUGCAAACAAAAUCCCCGGAGCCUGAUUAGAAGGACUGACGGCUCCCAGACACGGAUUGCCUGCCAGCCCCAGCACGGCGGAGCGGGCCCGGCAGGAGGCGGAGCGGGCCGCCGCACGUCCCCCGGCCGGUCGGCCGGCCCCCCCGCCAUGGGUCGGAAGCGCUGCGUGGGGGGAGACGGCUCCAAGAUGGCGGCGGGUUGCUGCGGGGUGAAGAAGCAGAAACUCUCCAGUUCCCCUCCGUCGGGCUCGGCCGGCCCGGGAGGCGGCGGCAGCGGCUCCCACUGCGGCGGGGCGGCGGCGGCGGGGGGCGAGCCGGGGGCGCUGCCCCCGCCAGGUGGCCCCCGCCUCAACGGCCUUGGGGGGCUGGCGGGGGGCGCCGCCGGCUGCGCCCUCUCCCCGCCGCUGCCGCCCAGCUGCGGCGGGGGCCCCGCCGGCCUCUCCCCGCCGGCCGCCUCGCUGCUCUCCUCCCCCGGCGCCGGCUCCGGUGGGCCCGGCUGCAGGAAGAUGGUGGUGUCGGCCGAGAUGUGCUGCUUCUGCUUCGAUGUGCUCUACUGUCACCUGUACGGCUACCAGCCCCCGCGGAGCCCCCGCUUCACCAACGACCCCUACCCACUGUUUGUAACGUGGAAGAUUGGUCGAGAUAAACGAUUGCGUGGAUGCAUAGGUACUUUUUCCGCCAUGAACCUGCAUUCAGGACUCAGGGAGUACACACUUACUAGUGCCCUUAAAGACAGUCGCUUCCCCCCAGUGACCAGGGAUGAGCUGCCGCGGCUUUUCUGCUCAGUGUCUCUACUCACUAACUUUGAAGAUGUCUGUGACUACAUGGACUGGGAGGUGGGUGUACAUGGCAUUAGAAUAGAAUUCAUCAAUGAAAAAGGAUCAAAACGCACCGCCACCUACUUACCGGAGGUUGCAAAGGAGCAAGGAUGGGACCACAUUCAAACCAUAGAUUCCUUAUUGAGGAAAGGAGGCUACAAAGCUCCGAUCACUAACGACUUCAGGAAAACAAUCAAGCUCACCAGGUACCGUAGUGAGAAGAUGACGAUGAGCUACACAGAGUACCUUGCCCAUCGUCAGCAUCAUCACUUCCAAAAUGGUAUCGGGCACCCCCUUCCACCGUACAACCAUUAUUCCUGACACUGAGCCGCAUGACCAGUCACUGGACCUCUCUGCAGACCUCUUCCCCGGAGACCCUGCCCCGUCCUGGUCUAGCUAUCUCUAUUACUGUACCAUUUUAUGAUGAUAGUUUCCGUUGCCGUGUUGAGGCUUCGCACUUGGUUGAGCUCAUCAUGGCAACGGGAGGGAAAAAACGCAUUACUACAAAGAUCCCAUACUUUUUUUAUUAUUGAGUCACUGCAGAUUUUUUUGCAGCAUAUAUAGCCCUCGGGUUUUUUAUGAAACUUUAAAUUUCUACUUCGUUAACGUUGAAUUAUAUCAAUCAAGGCUUUCUGUGACUGUGGAUGGAAGGAAGAGUUGAAGGAUUACAGUUAGGGAUGCUUUGCUUAGCAAAAAGGUGUUCGUGGCUUUUUCAUUAAUAGGUGUGACAGGGAACGAAACAUAUCAGAUUCAGGUAUAUACUAGACAAUGAAUUGCAUUUUCAUAACAUUCUUAAUAAUGUUUUGUGUACAACAUCUCACCCCCCCCCAGUAAAGAUUUCAUGUAGCUAUAUACAGCACAUUCAGCCAAAAUGCCGAAGGUGACAUACAAUGCUUUUUCGGAUGAAGAGGAGCGAGUGCAGGUACAAUGGGAGGUGACGUUCACACGGCAGCAUCUUCCGAGGGGCCAGGACGUGACUGGGGGGUGACCGGGCACCUCUGGCUCCCGCUCUGCGCUGGGAAUGGAGGACAGUCCGGCCCUGUGGACAGUUGUCACCGAGACACGUUUGUAAUGAGCCGAUGCCUUCCUGAUGAGCUCGCGUUAGGAGUGGCAUUUGGUUUAAAAACGGGCUGGUGAGUAACAGAUUUCAUAUUGGGAAGAAAAUGGAUUUAGAUUUUAGUGCCUUUGACUAUGACAUAACUAUAUACCUGUAUGUAACAUUCAUAGGAAAAACACAGCAAAUAAGCCAGACAUUCUAGCAAACUAUUGACUCUGCUCUGCUGUCAGGUUUUUGGGGAUUUCUUUUUUUAAGUAAUAUUAUUUUUUAAUAGCAAACCUGUUUUAGAGAAGAAAAACCCCAGAUUUGUUCGUUCUGCUUUUGACCUUUUUGAGUUUUAUCAAGUCUUGAAUAGUUAGAUAAAUUAACUAUUGUUUAAAAAAGGUUGUUGUGGACGAGCACAGGACAAGUAUGCCGUAAUUUGACUUGUUUUCGUCAACAGGAAUAGUUCUUGUGAGCUCUAAUACUGGGUGUAGUAACUGACACCCCUCCACAGGGCAGAACAAAGACAACUAAUUGGAAGCUUUUCCUGCUGUAAAUCCAGGGUGUAGCAGAAGGCCUGUGCGGUGUAUUUGCAAACCCAGUAUUUGCUGGGAGCCGGUUGCUCACGUGCUCCCAACAACGGUGCAAAUUGUAAGGGACAACGCACGCCGUCUGUUCUAGAAAAGACCUUCCUAAUGCGAGCGAGUGAAGCACAGGAAGCAGAAAUCCCGGUAAUUUCGCAUAAUGAAUGUCUGUAGAUAUAUAGAUGUAAAAUACAAAUGGACAAAAUCCGUUAAAAUUCAGUUGUUGAAAAAAAAUCAGACUAAUUGUGAAAACGUUUGGGUAAGUUUUCAACCCAGAUGUGGGUGAAUAGCGCUCAUCCCUUCCGCCAGGUUAGCUUUCUCAUUCGUUCUAAUGGAGGUUCUUGUAGAAGGUCGUAGGUGUUUCCUUCAUCCACAGCAUUUGAUGUCCAAAUAUUAACAUUUUCAGUUGUGAUGCCUUAAUUUAUAAGCAGAGGGCCUGAAAUUUCAGGAGCCACGAGAAGCCAGCCAGAAGCUGCAGAAAUUACUAGAUGUUUAUACAGAAGCUAUUUUGGAUGUCACUGUUGUCUUGUUUCUACUUGGGGAACACUUUUAAAUGGAUUCGUCUUCGAGUGGAAAUGGUGAAGCGGUGGCUACCUGAUAGAGUUGUGUUGGGUUUUUUUUUCCUUGCCCUUAUAGGGAAACUGAGCACAAACGGAACCAUUCUGCUGCAAAAAAUAGAGAGCAAAUAGUCAUCCGCCCCCAUCUCUAGCCGUCAUCUCGUUCGGCGCGCUCAUGCUGCCGUAUGAGCGCACCGGUAGAUGUUUUUUAAAAAAGAUCUAUUAUAUAUAGAAAUAUAUAUGUAUUGAAAGGUGCUAAUCAACCUCAAGCAGGUCACGUGACUGGUCAUGCGGAUCUAAAAUCAUAUCAGAUUUUUUUAAAAAAAUCUUCGAUAUAUGCAGAUGUUAUACAGAAUUUCUUACCAGUGUAAUAAUGAUAUACUGAUGAAUAAACAAUCCUGCAGGUUUUUAAGGACAAGGUCAGCAAUACUUCCCACCAUGGCUUGGGGGGGAAAAGGAUAGUUUUGUCUCCUUUUUGUAUCCAGCAUAAUGCACAAUGCAUUUUUGUCUAUCUCUUAGUAGCUGUUGCUUAAAAAUAUAGUUAAAAGGGUGUUAUACAAACUGUAAAGGUGUGCUUUGAACUGAGUUAACGCCAGACCCUUCUGGACCAGAGUUUUGUAUCACUAAUUAAACUGUUACAGAGUCUGUGGUCAAUCAGAUUGUAUGAUAUGCUGUUGUUGUUGUUAAAGAUCGGAAUAAUCAGCCUGUCCACAGUGUUCUAGGGCACCUACCUCCUCAGCACGCGAGUGCUGAAACGCUUUGGAUUGUUUCUGUGUAAUUGUGGGUUUCUUUGUACACACCGUGCAGUUCACUGUGACACGCACUGGGACAGAACAGGUCUGUUUGUUUAAGCCUCCCCAGGAGCCGUUCCCUGCGAGCUACGGUCAGUACCUUUGAGCUAUGUCGCUGGUUUUCGAUACAGAUUUGUAUUGUUUAUUUUAAUUUGGAGUACUUUAAAAGAAGUUAAGGUACAACCAAGUAGCUUAUUUCUCUGCUUUUUAAGUUGGAAUGCGAAUGUUUCUGAGCACUACUCAGUUUGCCUUAUUCACUAAAGAGAUUGUUGUUUGGUUGUUUAAAUUCUUUCGCUUAAUGUUCCUAAAAACCCUGUUCUGUGAACUGAGUUAGACAACAAAACCGUAGAGCUGACCUAAACUCUGACGUAGCCCGGCGGCGAGCGGCGCCCUGUGCCGGGCCGGUAGCACCGACGUGUCCCCACGUCCCCCACGGGGCCGCGGCGCAGCUCUGACCUCACACCUCCCGUUCCACCGAGGCAGCCAAAUCAUUUGCACACCCCGGCGUUUGUAUACGGACCUCUCGACUCGUCUUCAAAUGUGCGGGUUUCUCAACCUUGUUGUCUGGAGUAGGUUACACCUCCUGUGUGUGUCGGAUCGAACCAAAGACGCCUCCAGCCAUGCCCAGAUGCUGCUCCUAAGCCUGCCUUCCCGUCCUUACGACAGCCCUGCAGGAUUGAAGGUGUUAACUUUUUUAUUUUUGUACAGUUUCUAACUGAUUUUUUGCUAGUGAUGUUAAUUAAGUUUAUUUGGGGAGUCAGAGUGUCUCCUCCAUUUAAAUAAACUGGUGACUUUCCUUUAUGUUUAAAAAAAAAAAGAUUAAAAAAUAGAAAAAAAAAAAAAAGGAACCCAAAGUGUGCCUCUCAGAUUUAAGGGUUUCUGGUUACAUUUAUUCUUAAGACCAGCAGUGAUUCUUUAUAUACAAAGAUAUGUUUUCCUCGUUUUUUAUUACUGUCAAAAAAUAAAGGAGAGAAACCUCUUUGUUUGCUCUGGACCCAGUAACUGCGCUGGUACAUAAACGCACUGAGAAAACCAACUUUUGUUUGGAACUUUUGUAACAACUUCUGACUGUUUUUUGUAUAUCAAAGUUGAUUCUUUUCGAGAUAUUUGGAUCUAGUUUCUAAGUUAUUUUAGUGUUUUAUAUGUUACCAAAAAAAAAAAAAAAAAGAAAAGAAAUUACUUUAAAAGGUUCACCAGCAUCUUGAGUUGCCGUGAACACGGUGGUGACACAAGGGGCUCGGAGCUGCCUGGAGUAGCUCGGGGGCCUCUGUCCUUUCCUUCCCUCCUUACUGACUUGAUUGAUUACAGUAAUAUCACAGAUCACCCGAACCCCCUUCCUUUAUAACUAGAUCCUCCUUCCUUCCACAUUUAAUUGCUGUUAGUGUGAAGAAACUGUUGAAACGGGCAUUUUAAUAUAAGUAUGGCUUAAAAAAGAGAAAAAUGAGGAAAAAGACAAAAAAAUCUAGAAGGUUAUCUGUGGGUCUGUGAGAUAUGGCUGUGGAAAGAUAUUGUAGUAGUUUUAACACUAUUGUUAUUACCUUUUAAAUCAUUUACCCAAUAAAAUAAGGAAAAAGAA
Molecule: messenger RNA, 5505 nt
Organism: Columba livia (rock pigeon)
Lineage: Eukaryota; Metazoa; Chordata; Aves; Columbiformes; Columbidae
Gene: AMMECR1
Product: AMMECR nuclear protein 1
Exons: 7
Coding region: 47-1279 (410 amino acids)
Cellular component (GO): nucleus
Source: RefSeq, a predicted model, not a curated record